ACUGCGUACGUUAGCAAAAGUCGAUAAACUGUUUGCGUAUUGGCGUAUUUGGCGGUAAUAGCUCGUUGCCCUAACCCUAGGGUUAGUUCACCGCCACAUUUAGCUGAAUUUCCGACAUUUUAACCCCAUCCGCGAAGCUCCUUCUCCUUCAGAGAGAGAGAGAGAGAGAGAGAGAGAUCACCUGGCCGUGAAAUCCAACCCUGCUGCCGGAUAUGACAAUACGGCCAGAUCCCCGGCUUCUUCACAAACGCGGGAUCUGACUCUCCGGCAAUAUUUUCUAUCCACCGACGACCGUCAUGAAUACAGACAAGAAAUCUCAGCCUCCUGCUCUGGCCAUGAUCUGCCUCCCCGCCAAGCAAGAGCAGCCGGCACAGCGAAACAACAAGCCGGAAAAUCAGACUUCGGCGGAUUUUCCGAUAUCGGCCCGGCCUCUGCAAUCCGUCCCUCCCUCCUCAAAAUUGCGUGACGACGGCGGCACUGAGAACGGAGCAGCAGAGGAAGAGAAGAAACGAGAGAGAGAGCACAAGCGCCGAUCCAAGAACUGGACUCGGAUUGAGACGCAGAAGCUUAUCCGGUUCCGAUCCGAGCUGGAGCCGAGAUUCUCCCGCAGCGGUCGGAAAUCCGAGCUCUGGGACGAGAUCUCGGAGCUUUUGAGAGGCGAAUCCAUUUCCAGAGAUGCUCAGCAGUGCAGAGACAAAUGGGAGAAGCUCACCGCCGGCUACAAGGAGGUCCGCGACGGCGUCCGGUCCAAGGAAGAUUACCCUUUCUACGACAAUCUCGACCCGAUCCUCUCAGUCAGAUCCCACCGGCGCGAAUCCCAGCGCGUCGAGAUCGGCGACGCCGGGUCCGAUGACGAAGACACCGAGGACGCGGCAGAUGUGACGGCGAGAAAGCGCCGGAGGCCGUCAUCUAACGGCGAUGGGACGGUGGAGGCGCUGAAGGAUGUUGUGGAGAGCCUGAUCGCGAAGCAGCACCGGUUCUUCAUCGAUCUGCUGGAAUCGAUGGAGCGACGGGAGAAGAUCCGGGAGAGAAUCCGGCAGGAGCGGGAGGAGAAAUGGCGGGAAGAGGACCGGGCGCAGUGGCUUGUCUUCCAGAACGCGAUGAUCCUUCUCACGAAGAAGCUUGUCGGCGAAGGAAACGUCAGGAGUGUGUCAGAUCCGGCCACCGGAAUCACGCCGGAGCCGGCGACGAUGGCCGGAGGGGUUUCGAAGAAACGAUCCAAGAACUGGAAGAGAGCUGAGGUUCUGCUGCUUAUAAAGCUGCGGACGGAGAUGGGAGGAAGGUUCGCGAAGUCGACGAGGAGAGCAGCGCUCUGGGAUGAGCUGGCGGGGCUAAUGUGCGCCGAGGGGGUGAGGAGGGACGGGAAGCAGUGUCGUGAGAAAUGGGAUAAGCUGAUGGCGGAGUUCAAGGACGUUUCGGACGGGAAACGGGAUCGCGGGGAUAGCCCGUACUUCGCGGAUCUCCUUGCGCGGGGAUCUGGGACGUUGGAUAAUCCAACGGCUGCAGUUGAAUGAUCUUAUGAUAGGUGCAAUGGACAGGAGAUAUAAGGUUUUUGUGUAUGUAUGGAGUACGCUCCUACGUAAGUUUUGCACAGCUUAAAUAAUGGUAGGAUACAUCGAUCCAGACCAUCCAAAUGCUGGGUCCCAUUGGGUAUGGGGUAUAUACAUGAAAUUGUACUGUUCAAUCGAUUCUAGCCGUCUAAUUAAUGGCUACUAAAUGGAUGGUUGAUAUUAAAUA
Messenger RNA from Magnolia sinica, 1737 nucleotides. RefSeq names its product trihelix transcription factor DF1-like. Lineage: Eukaryota; Viridiplantae; Streptophyta; Magnoliopsida; Magnoliales; Magnoliaceae. The coding region runs from base 297 to 1514 and encodes 405 amino acids. The record is from RefSeq and is a predicted model, not a curated record. The transcript has 2 exons.